Messenger RNA from Ostreobium quekettii, 1497 nucleotides. The record is from the annotation of a GenBank genome assembly. Lineage: Eukaryota; Viridiplantae; Chlorophyta; Ulvophyceae; Bryopsidales; Ostreobiaceae.
AUGAUGAAGGCCGCCAAUUCGCUUGCCUCCCGGGGAUCUAAGCUCCUAGCUGGCGAGACGCCCUUCAGGUUGAAUGGGGGUGCGCUGCAUCAAUCGCCCGCCCCGCGUCGGCGGCGCCUGGAGGUGCAGGACGCGGUGAAGGAGGUGUUCAUGCCGGCGCUGAGCUCCACGAUGACGGAGGGCAAGAUCGUGUCGUGGCUCAAGUCGGAGGGCGACGAGAUCAAGAAGGGGGAGGCGAUCGUGGUGGUGGAGUCGGACAAGGCGGACAUGGACGUCGAGUCCUUCAACGACGGCUUCCUGGGCUCCAUCGUGGUGCCGGAAGGCGGCGUGGCCAACGUGGGGGAGGCCAUCGCCUUCAUCGCGGAGCAGGAGGCGGAGAUGAAGGAAGCCAAGGCCAAGGCCGGGGGCGCCGCCCCUGCGGCCAAGCCCGCCGAGGCCGAGGCCCCCCCCCCGCCCUCUCCUCCCACCGCCAAACCUGAAGAAAACGCCGCGCCUGAUGCCAAAUCUGCACCUGCGCCACCCCCCCCCGCCCCCGCGCCAGCUCCCGUUGCCGCCGCGGUCGCGCGCACGGACGGCCGGAUCAUCGCCACGCCUUACGCCAAGAAGCUGGCCAAGCAGCUGAAGGUGGACCUGGCGGUGGUAGCCGGGUCGGGCCCCGCGGGGCGCAUCACGGCGGCGGACGUGCAGGCCGCGACGUCGAACGGCGCCAAGGCGCCGGUGGCGGCCCCGGCCAAACCGGCGCCGAGCGCGCCGCCCGCGGGCGGAUCUCCGGCGCCCGCCGCGCCCCCGCCGGCGGCCUCCACCACGGUGUCCGAGCUGAGGGGCACCACUGAGCCGAUGAGCACGAUGCAGCUGUCCGUGGCGCAGAACAUGGUCAACAGCCUGCAGGUGCCUGAGUUCCGCGUGUCGAUGAAGAUCACGACUGAUGACCUGGACGCUCUGUACCAGACUCUCAAGCCACAUGGUGUCACAAUGACCACGUUGUUGGCAAAGGCGUGCGGUGUUGCCUUGGCACAGCAUCCACUCCUGUUCUCAAGCUGCACUCCAGAUGGCAAGGGCAUAACUUACAAUGAGCACGUCAACGUUGCCGUCGCUGUUGCGAUGCCUGAUGGUGGUCUCAUCACGCCCGUCCUGAAGGACUGUGACACGACGGACAUAUACACACUCUCCAGGGACUGGCGUGACCUCGUCAAGCGGAGCAGAGCCAAGAAGCUGGCCCCUGACGAGUACAACAGCGGGACCUUCACCCUGUCAAAUUUGGGCAUGUUCGGUGUGGAGUCAUUUGAUGCUAUCCUGCCUUUCGGCUCCUCCGCAAUCUUGGGUAUCGCGGGCAGCCAGCCUUGCGUUGUGGCCACCGAGGACGGGAUGAUCUGCGUGAAGAAGCAAAUGACUGUCAACAUGACCUGCGACCACCGGGUAGUGUACGGUGCCCAGGCGGCAGAAUUCCUGCAGACGCUCAAAGGCAUCAUCGAGAGCCCUGAGCUGCUGACCUUGUAG